Notolabrus celidotus (New Zealand spotty) is the source of this 1883-nucleotide messenger RNA. RefSeq lists its product as uncharacterized. Bases 531 to 1325 code for a protein of 264 amino acids. The record is from RefSeq and is a predicted model, not a curated record. Gene Ontology annotation, cellular component: cytoplasm. Lineage: Eukaryota; Metazoa; Chordata; Actinopteri; Labriformes; Labridae. The transcript is spliced from 6 exons.
ACAGAUAAGUGCAGUGAUGUCAGUCCGUCCCACUCCUAUUCAGUACAAAUGCAGCAGAGCAGGGCUGAGCCUGCAUACCACUGCUGCUGACGGCAGACCUGAUCCCACACAAACACAGACACAAAGGCACACUUCACACUCUCUCACGUCACACACACACACACACACACUCAUCAUACCACAUUCACAGAGGAGCUGAAACGCAGACCAGAGCUUGGAGAUGCUACCGGCUGGCAACCACUGAAAAAACAUUACAGCAGCCUUCAGAGCACAGCUGAUCCAGAUAUUGUGCCUUCACCCCCAGAGAGCCAGACACACUCCCCACUGCACCAAGGAAGAGCACUCGGCAAAGGACACUGAAGUGACCUCAAGCCGUUGGACUGCACCUGAUCCUAUAUCCAAAGAAAAGGGAACCUGACUCUGAAGCAGGAAAAAGGAGUGAUCAGACUCCAACGCUGAAACACGACCCAUUCGACUGAGAGAAAGAGAGCCUGACGGCUGUCUCCAGCACCUCCAGAAAAGAAGGCAGGAUGCUGGCGAAAAUCCUUGAGGACAUGUGGGUGGAGCCAGAGGUGCUUGAGGCCCUCAGUGAGGAGCAGAAGAGGAUCCUCUUCUUGAAGAUGAGAGAGGAGCAGGUACGGCGCUGGAAUGAGCGGGAGGAAAGAGAGGAGAGGGAAAGAAGAGACACCAUCAACACCAAGCCAAAGAAAGCUUACAGCAAGCACGUGAGCUGGCUGCUGGGUCGGGAUGGAGAUGUAAGCGUCUUUGUGAUAGGAGAGGUGGACGAGUUCAGGUCAUCAAAACUCCUGCAGAGCCUCAUGAACAACAGGGUCUGCAGCGAUGAUAUCAACGGCGUCCAGAAAGAGGACUUGCUGCCAGAAAGAGAGGCCCAGCCGCUCAGCUUUAAAGAAGACAUCCAGUUGGUGCUCACUGAUGUUAGUGAUGCCCAGGCCUCACCAAAUGAUCAUUCUUCAGAGAAGGACUUGGACUCCUGCAGCGCUGAGGAUCAUGCACAGGACAGUGACUGCGAGUCGGGGGGCAGCUCAGACAACCAAGGCGACUGGACCCCUCUCUACAGGCCUCACUUUAGAAGCCAAGACAACCAGUCGCCUGAAGCCUACCUGACGGACCCAGAGACGACGAGCGAAAAGGACAAAGACAUUGUGUGUUGUGAAGAGAAAAAAUCUGAAUUUGGAGGUCGCGUGGCACAGCUCAGGAAGGCAUUCAACAAUGAUUCUCACAGCACGCCACCCACCCACACCAAACCUCCCAUACCUGCCAAACCUGCUCACCUACAGAAAAGAAGCACACCUCUACUCCACUAGGACUGAAGGUGUGUCCACCCUGCAACACCGCAUCACCCCAGAGAGGCACAGCCUGCUGACAUGAGUGCAUUGAGCCUUGUGCAGGACAUAAUGGCUCAGUGGGACUCAGAUGGACCACACUGGGGACACAUACAGUGGAAGACGAGGAUCCUUACUUGAACCUGAGUGACAAACUGAGACAAUUUUUUUUAAGUCCUUGAUAUAAUGACCAACCUACAGGCGUCAAGCAAAGAGGGCUGAAGUGACGGGAAGACUUGAAAGCUUCUGAACUGAAGUCAACCUGGAGGAUGAAAUGAAGCAGCUUUGAUGUCGCUGGGUUCAGAGUUUCAGUGACUGACAGGCAGACACAGACAGAUGUCCGAAGGGACAUUUACAGACUGUUGACUCAAACUUUAAAGAAGCACUGUUUCAUUGUUAAAUGAGUAUUAAUGAAGUUUUAAUGUACGAUCAUGGGGACCAUACUGAGGUUCAUCUGUACUGUAUAUGUCGACUGUAAAUUAAGUCUUUGUAACUUGUAUUGUUUAACAACUGAGUUCAUGUUAAAAACUAAGUGAUGAA